Molecule: messenger RNA, 1122 nt
Organism: Pogona vitticeps (central bearded dragon)
Lineage: Eukaryota; Metazoa; Chordata; Lepidosauria; Squamata; Agamidae
Gene: KCNK9
Product: potassium two pore domain channel subfamily K member 9
Biological process (GO): stabilization of membrane potential; potassium ion transmembrane transport
Cellular component (GO): plasma membrane
Molecular function (GO): potassium ion leak channel activity; outward rectifier potassium channel activity
Source: RefSeq, a predicted model, not a curated record
AUGGAGAGGCAGAACGUGCGGACCCUCUCCCUCAUCAUCUGCACGUUUACUUACCUGCUGGUGGGGGCCGCCGUCUUCGACGCCUUGGAGUCCGACCACGAGAUGCGCGAGGAGGAGCAGCUGAAAGCCGAGGAGACCCGGCUCAAGGGGAAGUACAACAUCACCAGCGACGACUACCAGCAGCUGGAGGAGAUCAUCAUGCAGUCGGAACCCCACCGGGCCGGGGUGCAAUGGAAGUUUGCAGGGUCUUUCUACUUCGCCAUCACCGUCAUCACCACUAUAGGUUAUGGACACGCUGCCCCGGGAACCAAUGCGGGUAAAGCUUUCUGCAUGUGCUACGCUGCUCUGGGCAUUCCACUGACCCUGGUCAUGUUCCAGAGCCUUGGGGAACGCAUGAACACCUUUGUCAAGUACCUCCUGCAAAGGAUGAAGAAGUGCUGCAGGAUGAGGAGCACAGAUGUUUCCAUGGAGAACAUGGUGGCCGUAGGUUUCUUCUCCUGCAUAGGGACCCUUUGCAUAGGAGCUGCGGCCUUUUCCCAUUGCGAGGAGUGGAGUUUUUUCCAGGCCUUCUAUUAUUGUUUUAUAACAUUGACUACAAUAGGCUUCGGGGACUACGUGGCCCUCCAAACAAAAGGGGCCCUUCAGAAGAAGCCACUCUACGUGGCAUUUAGCUUUAUGUACAUCCUAGUGGGAUUGACGGUCAUCGGGGCCUUUCUCAAUCUGGUUGUUCUCAGGUUGUUCAUGAACAUCGAGGAAGAGAGACGGGAGGCUGAGGAGCGGGCUUCCCUGGCGGGGAACCGCAACAGCAUGAUCGUCCACAUCCAAGAGGAUUCGCAACGCGCUCGGCCUCGGUACAAGGCUGAAGUGACAGACCUCCAGUCGGAUUGCUCGUGCAUGUGUUACAGGUCUCAUGAAUACACCAGCCGGGUGGUGUCCCACCAAAAUUCCUUCAGCUCCAAGCUGAACCUCCAGUACUUUCACUCCAUCUCCUACAAGAUAGAGGAGAUCUCGCCAAGCACAUUAAAAAACAGCCUUUUCCCCUCUCCCGUCAGCUCCGUCUCCCCUGGGUUGCACAGCUUUACAGAUAGCCACCGGCUGAUGCGGCGGCGAAAGUCGAUCUGA